GCGAUGUUUGCGUGUGUGAGUGCGACAGCUCAAGAAAAUCUCCCGGAGAAAAAUUGCAGUAUUAUCGGAUUGUGUGAGGCUGUGUUCACAAUUUGUGUAUAAAUCAUCUGGAGACGCGAUAAGAUUGCUCUGUGAUCGCUGUAACUUAUCUGGCGAGUGGAUUUUGUCGCUUUUAGAUAAGAUUACGCCUCAGCGCGGUGUGCACAUAGUGUCGUCUCGCUCCCACCAAUGCUUUUCCCGCCUCACAGUGACUGCCCGAGGGCGCUGGUGUAGUGGUGGCCCAAGAAGAUCUCCAAUAUUUUUUCAGGCAGCAAGAAAAAAUUCAAUAUUUAUCGUCACUCUUUAUCCAUCAUUUAGCACUAAGUGCGGAAUUGACGAGUGUGUGGGUGGCAACACGCACCUGACGCAGGACUCCCGGAACGAUUGGGCGACAUUGGCGUGCACCUGAGUCUGUUUGAGGUCUGACCAGACGUUGAGAUCAAUGAUAGACAACUAACAGAGUCAACUGCGCAAUGGGACUUACACUGUCUGAGCCUGUGACGAACAAGGAGUCGGCCUACUGUCAGAAUGAGCAGUUCAGGGUGGGUUCGAGUUGUAUGCAGGGAUGGCGAGUGCAUAUGGAGGACUCUCACACGCACAUCCUGUCGCUGCCAGACGAUCCGGAAGCGGCCUUCUUCGCCGUGUACGAUGGACAUGGGGGCGCGAAUGUGGCGCAGUAUGCUGGCAAGCACCUCCACAAGUUCAUUGUCAAGCGGCCAGAGUAUGAGGAAAACCCCGGAGAGGCCAUGAAGCAAGCAUUCCUGGACAUUGACGAUGCGAUGCUGAAGGAUGAGAAGCUGAGAGAACAGAUGGCGGGUUCCACGGCUGUGGCGAUUCUCGUGAAGAAUGACUCGCUGUUCUGUGCAAACGCCGGGGAUUCGCGGGCUGUGGCGUGCAUUAAUGGCAAAGUGGAGGUGCUAUCGAUCGAUCACAAGCCCAACAAUGAGCGUGAGAUGAAACGCAUCUUCGAGGGAGGCGGCUUCGUUGAGUACAAUCGCGUCAACGGUAAUCUGGCUUUGUCACGUGCACUCGGAGACUUUGUGUUCAAGAAGAACACCCACUUGAGCCCGGAGGAUCAAAUCGUCACGGCCUAUCCGGACGUGGAGGUGCGGAAAGUCUCACCCGACUGGGAGUUUGCAGUGCUGGCGUGCGAUGGCAUCUGGGACGUGCUGAGCAACGAGGACGUGGUGGACUUCUGUCGUCAGCGAAUAGCCUUGGGUCUCUAUCCUGAGGAGAUCUGCGAACAGCUGAUGACGCGCUGCCUCGCUCCGGACUUCCAGAUGGGUGGCCUUGGCGGGGACAACAUGACUGCGGUGCUGGUGUGCUUCCUGCACGGGAAGACGUACGAGGAUCUGCAGGCGCGCUGCUCCUCGUCUCUCAGCAAAGACUCACCGACGCAGGAGAGCGAAGAGACGACUCCGGACCUCAAGUGAAUUCCCUUCAAACUUCCAGAAUUUGUUGAUUCAACGAACUUUGACCCUUCAGUUCUGUAUCUUCUUCCACAUCUUUUCCUCUAUGUUCUUAGGUGAUAUUCAUUAUUGUAAUUUACGUUGAAUGUGUGUAGAAGAGUCUAUGCGGCUUCCUAGAGAGUUUUUCACCCACACGCAAAGUAUAAAUUUAGGUUUAUCAAUUCCCUUUCAUGUGGAAUCGUUGGUGAGAAACACAAAGUAAAAUCCAAAGCAUUGUAACAUAGAGUAGUGAGUAAGGACAUUUUUAAGUUAAAGAGGAUGGCAAAUGAUAAUAACAAUGAAUAAGGAGUUUUGCAAUAAAUUUUGAAGUAGAAUUUCUAUUCGCGUUUCAACUUGCAGAGGAAUGUUACUCAUAAAAGUACCACGAAAUAUAGUUGAACUCCUUGUAGGCUGAAAAGGAUUCUGUAAAGUUUGAAAUUCAACGGCUUCGGAUUAAGUGGGGGUGGUUUGGUUGAGCUUUUCGGUGCAAAUCCGCCAGAGGAAGACAUAGCAGCACUUUCUGCCCAUUCGUGCGGCUCUGCACCGCUUAUGCCCGUUACAGACUUCAUCCCUAAGUAGACUCAACUCAUGGAAGCCUGUAAAACUUGUCCUGAAUACAAAC
Phlebotomus argentipes is the source of this 2109-nucleotide messenger RNA. Its product is annotated as probable protein phosphatase 2C T23F11.1. Gene Ontology annotation, biological process: protein dephosphorylation. Lineage: Eukaryota; Metazoa; Arthropoda; Insecta; Diptera; Psychodidae. The transcript has 4 exons. Bases 513 to 1472 code for a protein of 319 amino acids. The record is from RefSeq and is a predicted model, not a curated record. Gene Ontology annotation, molecular function: cation binding; protein serine/threonine phosphatase activity.